Molecule: messenger RNA, 324 nt
Organism: Aspergillus glaucus CBS 516.65
Lineage: Eukaryota; Fungi; Ascomycota; Eurotiomycetes; Eurotiales; Aspergillaceae
Product: MICOS complex subunit Mic12 family protein
Exons: 1
Biological process (GO): cristae formation
Cellular component (GO): mitochondrial crista junction; MICOS complex
Source: RefSeq, a predicted model, not a curated record
UAUAUCACAGUUCAAACACACCAGACCAACCGCAUCAACCAACGCAACACCAUCCGCGAACAAGUUCAAACCCUCAACUGGAUCGCAUCCCCCGUAGGCGCAUACGACCGGCGAUUCAUUCCCGAAGAUCAAGACCUCAGACGGAAUACGGAAUAUGGGGCAUCUCGGCGGGAGCAGCCUACUACGAAGGAUAUGUUGAAGCAUCGCUGGAAUAAGGAAGUGGAGGCGCUGGUACGAAAGGCGCAUGAGAGUCGGUGGGAAGAUGCGCGGGAGACUGUUGCGGAGGGGUGGAAUGCUGCGAUGAAGUACGUGAAGAGAGAGUAA